AUGAAGAGCUCCUCGGUCAUUCAGCUGCUUCUAGCAGCCGCGGCAGCUCCUGUGAGGGCUGCUGCUUCCUGGAAGAACGUCAACAUCGGUGGUGGCGGUGGUUUUGUUCCUGGCUUUGUCUUUCACCCAACGGAAAAGGGCGUUGCCUAUGCUCGUACCGACAUUGGUGGUCUUUAUAGACUGAAUGCCGAUGACUCUUGGACUGCCGUUACUGACUCCAUCACCACGGACGCCAAGUGGGGCAACUGGGGUAUUGAUGCCGUUGCUCUCGAUCCUCAAGAUCCCAACAAGGUCUAUGCCGCCACUGGCAUGUACACCAACUCAUGGGACCCCAACAAUGGAGCCAUCAUUCGCAGCUCUGACAAGGGCAACACAUGGUCCAUCACUGAACUUCCCUUCAAGGUUGGAGGCAACAUGCCCGGUCGUGGCAUGGGCGAGAGACUUGCUGUCGAUCCCAAGAACUCCAAGAUCAUCUACUUUGGUGCUCGCAGCGGCAACGGUCUUUACAAGAGCACAGACGGCGGUGUCACCUUCUCCAAGGUGUCUUCGUUCACGGCCGUCGGCGACUACAUCGUAGACCCAUCUGAUAGCAACGGCUACAACAACGAUAAGCAGGGUCUUGCCUUUGUUACCUUCGACUCGACUUCUACUACCAUCAACGGCGCCACUUCUCGCAUCUUUGUUGGUUCCGCCACUAACAGCACCUCUUCCGUCUGGGUUUCCAACGAUGCCGGUGCCACUUGGUCCGCUGUCGCUGGCCAGCCUGGCACAUACUUUCCUCACAAGUGCAAGCUCCAGCCCACCGAAAAGGCCCUCUACCUUACCUACAGCGACGGAACCGGUCCCUACGAUGGCACUGCCGGCGGCGUCUACCGCUACGACAUCGCCAAUGGUACCUGGAAGAACAUCACUCCCGUUUCUGGCAGCGACCUCUACUUUGGCUUUGGUGGCUUGGGUGUCGACAUGCAGAAGCCCGGUACCAUUAUGGUGGCCAGCUUGAACUCGUGGUGGCCCGAUGCCCAGAUCUUCCGCUCUACCAACUCCGGUAACACCUGGUCCCCCAUCUGGGAUUGGGCCGCCUAUCCCGAACAGAACUGGUACUACGGAUUAACCGCCAACAACGCCCCUUGGAUUGAGGCCGGCUUCAUCUCUCAAGACAGCAAGCGCCUCGGCUGGAUGAUUGAAUCCCUCGAGAUCAACCCCCUCGAUAGCGACCACUGGCUCUACGCCACCGGUCUCACCGUCUACGGUGGCCACGAUCUCACCAAGUGGGACACCGUCCACAACGUGUCCAUCUCGUCUUUUGCCGUUGGCAUCGAAGAGUUCGCCGUCCUCGGUCUCGCCUCCGCCCCCGGUGGCACCGAGCUCCUCGCCGCUGUCGGUGACGACUGCGGCUUCACCUUCAAGACCAGCGCCGACCUCGGCACCUCUCCCAAGACUCCCUGGAUGACACCCUUAUGGGCCAGCUCGACGGAUGUCGACUACGCAGGCAACAAGCCUGCCAACGUAGUCCGCAUCGGCAACGGCUCCGGCUCCCAACAAGUCGCCGUGUCCUCGGACGGCGGCGCCUCAUGGAACGCCCACUCCGGCACCGACACCACCAAGAGCAGCGGCACGGUCGCCUACUCCGCCGACGCCGACACCAUCGUCUGGUCCUCAGGCAACGCCAGCGUCCUCCGCUCGCAGAACCAAGGCACCUUCACCGCCGUGGCCUCCCUUCCCUCAGGCGCCGUCAUCGCCUCCAACAAGCGCAACAACACUGUCUUCUACGCCGGCUCCACCACGGGCACCUUCUACCGCAGCGUCGACACGGGCGCGACCUUUACCGCCGUCUCGGGCGCCUUGGGGUCCGCCAAGUCCGUCCGCGAUAUCGUCGCCCACCCCACCAUCGCCGGUGAGCUGUACAUCAGCACAGACGUGGGCAUCUUCCGCUCUACCAACUUCGGCGUCUCCUUCACCCAGUUCAGCAGCGUCACCAACACGCAGUCCAUCUCCCUCGGCGUCGGCUCCGCCUCUGGCUCGUGGAACUUAUACGCCUUUGGCACCGGCGCCAACGGAAACAAGCUAUACGCUAGCACCGACGCUGGUGCUACCUGGUCCGACGUCCAAGGCUCUCAAGGCUUUGGGUCCAUCUCCGCUAACAAGGUCGUCGGCUCCGGAAAUGUUGCCGGGCAGGUGUAUGUCGGUACCAACGGCCGCGGUGUGCUUUAUGCGCAGGUUUCUGUUAGCGGUACCGCUCCUGUUACCACCUCGUCCGCGGUGAAGACUACUUCGACUUCGACUGUGGCCCAUGUGACCACUACCACCACCAGCAAGGCUACGACCACGCUGGUAACGUCGACUGUCAAGACUAUUUUGUCUUCGUCGGUUAAGACUACCUCGACCUCAACUACCACAAAGGUGUCGUCGUCGACCACCAGCAGCAAAACCUCGUCGGCGACGGCGCCUACCGGCACUAACCUCGCGCAGCGCUGGGCUCAGUGCGGCGGAAUCGGAUACACGGGCCCGACGGUUUGCGUGUCGCCUUGGACUUGCCAGAAGCAGAAUGAUUACUAUUCGCAGUGCUUGUGA
Messenger RNA from Sordaria macrospora k-hell, 2571 nucleotides. RefSeq lists its product as uncharacterized. NCBI's taxonomy places the organism in Eukaryota, Fungi, Ascomycota, Sordariomycetes, Sordariales, Sordariaceae. Gene Ontology annotation, molecular function: cellulose binding; protein binding. Gene Ontology annotation, biological process: xyloglucan metabolic process. The record is from RefSeq and is a predicted model, not a curated record. Gene Ontology annotation, cellular component: extracellular region.